CUUGGCGCCACUGUAGCGAUGCAUCGCCUCUUUCUUCUCGCUCCUUCUCCUAUUUCGUACAUCUCCAUCGCCUCUCAUGCGAACCGUCGUCUUAUAUUCCCUCUUUUUUUUUUCCACUGCGUCAUAUAUUCCCUCCUCUUUUUUCCACUGCGUCAUAUAUUCGAACACCUAAAAGACGUGAUCCACACUCACAAGAAAGAACCCGCUCCUCCUCUUCCGACUCUCCUCUCCGAAAGCUAAGUAGUUGUCGAGAAAGAGAUGGACGGGAGCUCGGCAAAGCGGUCAUCGUCAUCUUACACGGGAUGGACCAUACCGGAGAUUUGGGAGGAGGCGGCCGAUUCCAUCACCAACGACUCCUCCUCGUGUCUCCCGCCGAUCACCUUAGUGUGCGGGCCCGGGAACAGUGGCAAAUCCACCUUCUCCCGUCUUCUCCUCAACACCCUGUUGCAUAGGUAUAAGAGAGUGGGUUAUUUGGAUACGGAUGUCGGGCAGCCAGAGUUUACGCCUCCUGGUUGUCUCUCCUUGCAUGUCAUUGAUAAACAACCCCCAGAUUUGACCAUUCUGAGCCUAAAGAGACCUGAGAGGUUCUUCUUUUUUGGUCAUGUUACUGCACAGAGAGAUCCAAAGGUUUAUUUGAAUUUUAUCCUCAACCUCUAUGAUUACUUUCACAACCAACACUAUAAAUCUGGUGAGCUUGAUGAACCUGGGAACUUAAUCUUGCCUCUAGUUAUUAAUACUUCAGGAUGGGUUAAAGGUAUUGGAUAUGAUUUGUUGGUGGACAUGCUGCGGUAUAUGUCUCCAACUCAUGUUGUUCAGAUGCGUGUCUCCGUUGAGAGUAAGAAUCUUCCAACUGGGUUUUUCUGGCUAGAAGAAAAUGAGAAGACUUCAGUUAAUCUGAUUGAAAUUCCUACAGUAUAUGAACCCUCUACUCGAUUGGUGCUAAUAAAAAACGAUGCUUGUAUUAUCCGAGAUCUUCGACUGGUUGCUUAUUUUAGACAAUGCCUGCCAAGAGAGUUGGACAUCUCAACUUACAAGGAGCUUGCUGAUUGUUUGGCUUCUAUUACUCCUUAUGAAGUCCCUCUCUCAAGAAUAAAAGUGAAGCAUCUCCACCAGCAGGUUCCAAGUAGUGAAGUGAACCACAGCUUGAAUGCUACCAUUGUUGGUCUGGCAGUUCGUUCAUGUGUGCCUCCCUCAUCUGAGCAUUGCACACCUUGGUGUGUUGGACUUGGGAUAAUAAGAGCAAUAGAUAUUUCAAAAGAUCGAUUAUAUGUGAUUACACCUGUCUCUCCCUGCGAGCUGGAGAAUGUUGAUAUCCUUUUACGAGGCUGCCUUGAAACUCCUGCUUGUCUUUUGCAGUACAUCCAAUGGACGUCCAGCAAAAAGUUGAGCGGCUGGUAAUCAGUACAUCCAAUGGAUAAUCUCUUCUGACCAGUUGUCCCAGCAGCUGCGCAAGCAUCACCCCAUGCCUUGGAAUAGAAAUCUGCACUCCAUAUAUGACUGCUGAAGAAGAAUAUUGGUUUAUUAAAGCUUAUUGCCAAAAAGGAAGAGAAAAAGGCUUAUGCUCUUUAUCAAAGAAACUCUUCCAACUUAUUUUUUAUGCAAAGUGGGUACCGCUCAACUCGGAUGCGUGAACGUGAAUGAACGUGCGAUAAUUUGACCCUCUGCUAUGUCUGUAUUGUGGCUGAUAUAACGAGAUGGAGCUUUUUCAAACCUUGUAAACCUGUCACCGUAAGUGCCGAGUAAGAUACAAGUACCCUUCCCAGUGUUUUUUACUUUUUUAGGAUGAUUGUAUAAGCAUUUUUUGUUGAAUCUGCAAUCGUAAAUUUAUGUCAGAAUUUAUGGAACGUAAAUUUCUGAUCUCA
Molecule: messenger RNA, 1862 nt
Organism: Musa acuminata AAA Group (dessert banana)
Lineage: Eukaryota; Viridiplantae; Streptophyta; Magnoliopsida; Zingiberales; Musaceae
Product: polynucleotide 5'-hydroxyl-kinase NOL9
Exons: 9
Coding region: 259-1398 (379 amino acids)
Biological process (GO): cleavage in ITS2 between 5.8S rRNA and LSU-rRNA of tricistronic rRNA transcript (SSU-rRNA, 5.8S rRNA, LSU-rRNA)
Cellular component (GO): nucleus
Molecular function (GO): polynucleotide 5'-hydroxyl-kinase activity
Source: RefSeq, a predicted model, not a curated record